This is a messenger RNA of Cladocopium goreaui, 637 nucleotides long. Lineage: Eukaryota; Dinophyceae; Suessiales; Symbiodiniaceae. The record is from the annotation of a GenBank genome assembly.
CGGGAUCGAACGCACCUGGUUUCGUUCCUUGGGCUGCUGAUAAGGUGCGACUCCUAGAGGCUGAGGUUCGUGACGAGCUGCAGCGUCGCGGGGCACCAGCCAGCCUCUUCCAGGGAGGUGUGCCAGCACCAGCUGCGGGGGAACCUUCAGCGGGUGGAAAAAGGGAGGGCGAGGGUACUGCCACUGCCCCGCCUCCCAGUGAGCCAGCCACCGCAGCGGAAAGCCUCCUACAGACCACCGCCAAGGGAAGGCCAGUUGAGCCUCCCAAAACCUUGCAACCUCCUGCGCCUGCCCCAGAAGCCGCCAAGUCAGAGCCACCAAGCCCAAAGGAGAAGCCCACCGAGGAGCAUCAAGAGCCGCCACCUGCUGAGCCUGCCUCAUCUGCCCGAGGACCAAGCAGAAGCAGGCGCACGCCGCAGCAGGAGCAGGCGAGACCGGAGCCACCGGCGCAGCAGGAGAUCCGAGAGAAGCCGCUGAGGAUGGCUUGGAUGAGGCUGAUAUGGUGGGCUCGUGUGGCAUUGGAGUGGCAGAUGAAACUGGUGGCAUUCAAGGUGGUAGAGAAGAAUCGAAGUGGCAUGCAGUGGCAAAUUGUAUCACCAGCGAAGACGUUGAGGAUCUACUUUUAUGUGCCCAACGA